AUGUUUAUUAAUUUUUAGAAAAAGGCUUUGAAAAAUCUUAAGAAAGUGGAUAUAUUUUAGUAACCUGUUCAACUUUUAAUAAAACAAGAAGAGGGACAUAAAACUUUAUUUGGGGCUUGUUUAACCUUAGGAUUGAUUUCAUUCUUUCUUUAUUUACUAAUUGUUAAUCUCUAUACUUUAGGGCAAAGAAAUAAUCCGACUUCACUAACCACAGAGGUUUAUCAUGCAUAACCAGAAUAAUUCAAAUUUAAUGAUAAAAAUUUCACAUUAACUUUUGCUAUUUAAUCUUCAGAUUACGCUACAUAUAUAGAUGAAUCAAUCUAUAUAGUGGAAGCAAAAAUUACAACAAAGACAACCAAAACGUAUUAAUUAUCUUAAGUAUUUUUAGUUUUGAUAAUCAAAAAAUUGAUGAAUGGACUUCAAAGGAAAUUCCAUUAGCUCCUUGUACUUCAGAACUUAUUAGAUAGGUUGAAUUAUAAGAAUAUUUUUCUCAUAUAAAUUUACCAACAAAUUAUUGCAUUGAUUGGAAUAAAAUAGAUUAGUUAACUUUGGAAGGCACUUUUGACUCUUCAGCUUAUAGUUUUAUAUUAUUAUAAUUUAAAAUGUGUAACGAUCAAACAAAAAAAUCAAAGGAAUGUAAAUCUAGAAAUGAAAUUAAAUAACUUUUAGAACAAAAUUAUUUCUCUCUAUAAAUGUCAUCAUUUGUUAUCGAUGUCAAAAAUUAAGAAUAACCUUUUAAUUCUAAAGGUGAAGACAUUUUCACUACAAUAUCUAGUAAGAUUUUUAAAGAAAUUUCUUUUUAUAUGUAACCAAUUACUAUAUUAACAGAUCUUGGACUUAUUUCUGAAGAUUAUUAUAUAGAUCAAGGCUUAAGAUAUAAAAGACAUACAGAAAUGAUUGAUUUAAAUGAGAGUGAUUUAAUUAUGAAUGUCGCAAUAAGAUUAGAUUAGAUUGAAUAAUAAUAUUAUAGACAUUACACAAAAAUUCAAAUUAUUUUAAGUUAAAUGGGAGGACUUUGGUAAGUAUUUUUUACCGUUGCAUUACUUUUACAGAAACCUAUUAAUAUGUUAUCAUAUUAUGUUAGAGUUUUGAAUUCUUUAUUUGAGUUUGAACAAGAGAAGAAAAAGUCAGCAACAAUCAAAGUAGGAGAAGAUUAAAAUGCAGAUGUACCAUAAUAAGAAUUAUUAACUCGAAAAUAAUUAUAAUCAACUAGAGAAACUUUAUUUAUCGAAAAUAAAAAAAAAGCAUUUUAACGAUUAUAAUCUAUAAAAAUAAAGAAAAAAUAGAUGGAAGUAAUUGAUUCUAUGGCUGUUGAUCCACAAUCAAAAGAUGAAGCUAAAUAAUAAUUAACAAAAGCUAUAGAAUUUUCAAUCAAAGAGUAUUUUCAUAGCAUUUCCAGAAAACUAAAGAUGAAAUGGACAGAUUAUUUAUAUUUUAUAAGUUGUUUCGUUAAGUAAAUAUAAAAAUAUAAAGUAGUUCGAAAAAUUACAAAAGUCUUUAAAUUGAAUUUUCUGUCAAAAAAAUUAUUAAGUAAAUGGAUAUUAUAUAUAUAAUGAAAAAACUACAAGAAAUUGAUAAAUUGAAAAUGAUAUUAUUAACAGAAUCUUAGAUUAAAGUUUUUGAUUAUCUUUAAAAACCAACAAUUCCUUUAGAUCCAAAUUCUAAAUAGUUUAGCAUAAAUUAGCAUUAUUAUUCAAUAUUAAAGCCUAUGAAAAGUGAUUUUUAAAGAGCAGUAGAUGCUUAAAAUGCAUUUAAACACGUUGCUGAUCAUUUAGAAAAUCCCAUCAAUGUAAGAUUAAUAAAUUCUAUUGAUAAAUCCAUCGUAGACUUAUUGAAAAUAAGAAAAAAUACAUUAGAUUUCAUUUCUAUUGAUGAUGUUUGUAUUAGUGAAUAAGUUUAAGAUAAAAAUGCUGUUCUUGCAAUUGAUAUUAAAUAGAAACAUUCUUCAUUAGCAAAUUUUUAAAUUUGA
Messenger RNA from Paramecium sonneborni, 1969 nucleotides. The record is from the annotation of a GenBank genome assembly. Lineage: Eukaryota; Ciliophora; Oligohymenophorea; Peniculida; Parameciidae.